AUGCACCCGAAGCUCAGCACAUCUCCCUUCGUUUCGGCGCCUGAUGUCGCUGGGAGGGACAGGAUUGACCAAACUGGCAAUUGCUGGAGCCUGCAGCGACUAGUCUUGUCAGGCCGAAACGUGACGACAGUGCCGAGAGUGCUCCCACAAACCUCAUUGUCUGCCGGAGGUGCCGUACAUGUCGGCACCUCUUUUUCCGGCGGUGACGGGAUAUUGCAGGGGUCUGUGAAUGCUAGGCGCUCUGCAGCCCACCAGAACGGGAGACACCAAGGCUGCAAGGAUCAAGGACGGCACUCGAUGCAAAACGUUUUAGGGGCUGGGCAUUCGUCAAUGCUUGUGGUGGCUGAGAGGCGCAUUUCAUCGGUGAUGGCCAGGUCUGCCUCAAGAGCGAGCGGUACUCCGAGCGAUAGGAGAGGACGGCACCGCGUUCCUCGUCGAAAGUCCCCCGCUGGCGACGGGCCGACUGCAACAGUCACGUUCCAUUCUUUCAUUGUCUCUGAUCCCUGCCGACCCUCCACUAGCCCUACCGGAUGCUCCUCGGGAGCUGGGGAUCACCGAGCCAUGCAUGUUCCUGUUGACGAGCAGCUGGGCAUGCUACCCCUCGGAGCAUUGCUCUCCUCCGAGGAGAGACGAUGGCUACCGACGCUCCGUUUCAAGUUGUUACAUCGGACGAACGCAGCAGCUGGUUGGUAG
Molecule: messenger RNA, 693 nt
Organism: Trichosporon asahii var. asahii CBS 2479
Lineage: Eukaryota; Fungi; Basidiomycota; Tremellomycetes; Trichosporonales; Trichosporonaceae
Exons: 3
Coding region: 1-693 (230 amino acids)
Source: RefSeq, a predicted model, not a curated record